Messenger RNA from Rhincodon typus (whale shark), 1749 nucleotides. RefSeq names its product RNA polymerase II associated protein 2 (gene rpap2). The record is from RefSeq and is a predicted model, not a curated record. Bases 1 to 1734 code for a protein of 577 amino acids. NCBI's taxonomy places the organism in Eukaryota, Metazoa, Chordata, Chondrichthyes, Orectolobiformes, Rhincodontidae. Gene Ontology annotation, molecular function: RNA polymerase core enzyme binding; RNA polymerase II CTD heptapeptide repeat phosphatase activity. Gene Ontology annotation, cellular component: cytoplasm; nucleus. The transcript has 11 exons.
AUGUUGGCAGGAAGAAAAGCUGCAUUGCAAGAGGCUUUGAGGAAGAAACGUGAAUGUGAGGCAAAAGCCCUUCGUGUUGUUGAACAACUGCUUGAAAUAAAUGUCACAGAAGAACUUCUGUUGGAUUGUAUACAGUUUAUUACUGUAGUCCAUUAUAAGGAUAUUGUGGAAGAGCGUUCCAUAAUUAAACAGUGUGGCUAUCCUAUUUGUCAAAAUAAACUUGAGAAUGUACCUAAACAGCAAUAUAAAAUAUCUACCCACACUAAUCGAGUUUAUGACAUUACUGAAAGAAAGUGUUUUUGCAGCAAUUUUUGUUACAAAGCUUCCAAAUAUUUAGAAGCUCAGGUUCCAAAGAGCCCAUUAUGGUCACGGGAUCAAGGAAGAUCUUCAGUAUGCUGGUUGUUAAAGGAACAAAGAGGUAGCGCUGGUGAAGAAGUGCACCUUCAAAGUUCAAGCAUCCAUGUGUCAGAUAUUGAUAAUCCUCUCUUUUUGGAAGAUCAGGAUGUGUCUGCCUCCUCAAGUGAAAGCAAUAGCAGUGAUGACUCUGACCAAGAGUUUGUUUCCAACAUAAUUUUGGGAAAAAAGUGUAGUUUAAAAGCUUCAACACAGAAACCGCUCAAAAAAAAGCAACCAGAUACAAAACCUAAGAAAAUAGUACCGGUGCCAAAACAUUCAGAAAUGGAUUAUAAAGUAGACAAUGUUGUACAAAAGUUGAAGAAAUGCCAUGUUAAGAAUACUGAGACAUCAAGUUCUAGGCCAUCCCGAAGUGGAAAAAGUGAACAAUCAAUCUUUGUGCCAGAAGAAAAGUGCUCCCUAACAUCAGAGCAAAACUUGACUCUGAUGACAACAUUGAAAGAAAAUGAAAACAUUGUUGGAAUUAAAAACUUUACAACGCAGUGCUUAAGCAAGAAGGGUGCUGCAUCACUGAAGAUGCUGGUAGCAAAAUCAAAACUGUUGAGCCAUUCUAGUUCAGGUGUUGACCUGUCAGGUAAAAAUAAUGUGCUAGGAUUGCUAAGACAAACACUAAAUGAAUGGAGGACAGAAGAAACAUCAAGAUUUCUUUAUGGUUCCAAUUCGAAGUACACAAAACAGUCACCAAAAUGGCCAAGUCUAACAUCUUGUGUAACUGAGCAAGAAGAACUUGAUGAAGAUGACUUGGACAGUCUGGAAGUGGUUGAAAUUACCAACCCUAAUGAAAAUGCUGGAGACAAUGACUUGACCAAAGGUGUACAAGUUGGAAGGUCAGAAACCACUGCAAGACCAUUACCAAAUUUUGAACAACUAAAACAGGAAUCUGAAUUUCUUCAUCUGAAGGUCAGAGAGUUUUAUAAGGGGCAGUAUGUGUUGCCUGACGACAUUGAACGUAAUUGUGAUGAAAAUUAUCAAUCUGUAAAUUAUGCGCAGGGAAAUGAAGGGGAGGAUCCAGUUCUUCCAUUGUUGGAUUUUGCUGCACAGCAACAGAUCCGCAAACAGAUUGUGCUGGAUAGACUUCACAAAGUUUUACCGGAGUUAUUGGGAUCACUACAACUUGGCAUGUCUGAUGUAUCCUGCGAACUAAAUUCUCUUGUAAAAACAUUCAGGCUAACUAAUACAAACAUCAUUCACAAAAUUCCAGAAUGGACUUUAAUUGCAGUUGUGCUGCUUUCAGUCAGAGAGAAGACUUUCCUAAGAAGACGGGACACGGUUAUGGCUCUUUUCUGUAGAAAAGUGGGGUGUAAUGUGAUAGCCUGUUAAAACCAUGUCCUUUCC